Messenger RNA from Alternaria incomplexa, 2652 nucleotides. RefSeq lists its product as uncharacterized. Gene Ontology annotation, biological process: nucleolar large rRNA transcription by RNA polymerase I. The record is from RefSeq and is a predicted model, not a curated record. Bases 1 to 2652 code for a protein of 883 amino acids. The transcript is spliced from 4 exons. Gene Ontology annotation, cellular component: RNA polymerase I core factor complex. Gene Ontology annotation, molecular function: RNA polymerase I general transcription initiation factor binding; RNA polymerase I transcription regulatory region sequence-specific DNA binding. NCBI's taxonomy places the organism in Eukaryota, Fungi, Ascomycota, Dothideomycetes, Pleosporales, Pleosporaceae.
AUGGCUGACAGAUCGCUCAAAGAUCUGAACUACGGCCAUCCUGGUGCAGCGACCUACGACUUGGAGAACAGAGAAUGGACGUUUACUAGGCCCUACACCACACGCUCGUUCAAGCGCAUACGAACUUCGAAGGACGCGACUCCUGCGAGCAAUCAUGCGACACCGGCAUUCUCUCUCUCUGCAGAAAUCUUAGCGAGUAGGACCAGCGUACAGAAAGAGAUCAGCAACAGCAUCGAAGAACACCCUCAGCUCUCUGCAGCAGGCGAAGUCCUCUCCGAUCUAGCUGUAGUAUCUGCUGCCAUAUCAUCCACGGCUUCGAUCUACGAUCCGCUCGUCGGCGACCUACUCUCCUUCGGUUCGAUUACACCCAAGGACUACCACCGCCGACCACGCGCUUCCGCUGUCUCACCGUUCUACCGCUUACCCGCCUCCUCGAUCGAACUCCACCCUAUACUCAGCAUAAGUCAAAACGAUACUGGUGGCUUUGCUCAUGCCGACUUCACAUUCAAUCCAGACUUCCAGUUGCAGUUUGCACUCGUCGACCUGAAUCAGUCAUGGAGUGUAUGGGACAUCGAGCAUCGGCCCAUACUUGGCACGUACUCGGCUUCAUGCCUGCUUCGUGGAAAGAUCGAUGAACUGGAAGAGGACGGGGACACAACUUGCGAAGACGGUUGGGCGAGGGUUCUCUGGGUGGCUGAUACAACGACGUUGCUGGUAUGCAACAGGCGCCAUUUGAGCAUCGUCAGCAUCAAGGGCAGGACAACGUCAUACUUUCCCUGCCCAGAGCUUUUCAGUGAGCGAUCGGCAGACUGGGUCUUGGAUGUCAAGCAACACCCAAGAGAUAGAAGUCGGGUUUUCGUCUUGACCUCUACUCGUUUAUUCCUCCUUUCGGUCACUGCACCAAGUGAGCUGCUUCCGAGGGCUGGUGAAGCUGGAGCUAAAGUCCUCACAUCUUGGCGGCACUACCGGGGCGUGGAGGAUUUCACACUUCACAUAGGCGUGCAGACGCUGUCGGACGAUGUUAACAACUUGGUCCAAAUACAAAGCUUCCGCAGCAAUACCUCCGAUUCUUCCGGCCUCGUUACCAGUUCAGAUCCGACCCUGCUAGACCUACCCAUCGGUGGAUCCGUGCACAUAACCAACUUGUACAUCGAGCCCAUGCAAUGGGAAUACUCACAGAAAGAUGUCCUCUUCCUCCAACUAUUUGUCACGCUCUCCGACUUAAGUACGCGCGAGCUGGUUGUCUGGAGUCGGAGCACCUCGACAGGACAUAUCACCGAGAAUGACUAUGCCGUUGUAGACUUCACGCGGAGCACGAUCAGACGCCCUAGAAACCUCAUCUUUAACUCGAAACCACGCAACAAAGACGACGAUUUCAUAGUGCCUAAUGGAUUGGUCGACAGAGGAUUACCAAGCUCCAAAGUAGGCAGGCAGCAGCCAGAAUUGCGCAGAUCCUCGGACGGUGCUGCCGUGCCGGAAACUCGGGACAAUGCUUCUCUGGGCGAGAUUCUAUCGCAGUCAAAGAGCGCGGCGGAGCAGGUCUCGGGUACCAUCGAUGCGGUGGCCGUCAUGGAUCAGGUGAACGAAAUGCUGGCGACUGGUGCAGACUUGCCACCUUUACCAUUGGGUACUCUGAUGGAGUUUACGCACGCACAGUUCCAUGUUGCAGACAUUGACGAAGCUUCGUCCAACUUUCAAGAGCUGUUCUCUUCGCCAAAUGGUCAAGAUACUGUGGAUGUUCAGCUUAUCGCAGCUAUGCGCGUACUUGGCUUGACCGACGAUGGCGAUCUCACCAUUUCCGACGCAUACGAUAGUAUACUCCAGACGUGGGUUGCGCCUAUGCCACCCGAUAUGCCAAUUCGCGUUCGGCAACGCCAAGAACUUUUGGCUCGGCGAAUCGCUACGGAGUUGAUGUUCUCAAGCACAUGUAUACGUGACGAUCGGAUCCAAGUGCCCGCUGUUAGCAUACAGCGUGGGCAGAGUCAGGACAGUGCCGUAGCCUUACCAAUCCUGCCUGCAAGACCAAAGGAGGCUACCUCCAACUUCACUUCAAGAUAUUCUGCCUCUCAGCCGUUACCGACACCGCCAUACUCAUCUAUACCACCUUCGUCUUUGCCUCCAUCCUCUGUGUAUGGAUCGUCCCCACCCGAGAUACCUUCCAUGGAGCCAGCUUCGUCAGACCCCCUCAGUCGGCUUAGCAAGUAUCUUCAAACUUCCAAAGACCCGGUUAUCAUUCCGCCAAACGUUUCCCAGAGUCUCGCGCAUUGGGAAUUAGGAAAGGAUCCGCGUGUGUACAAUUGGGUCAGUAUGGAGCGUACUCUUCGGGCGGAAGAACUAGAUGAGGAGAGCCAGCAACAACGCGAGAAGGAACGCAAAAAGAAGGAACGUAGGGAAAAGCGCCAACAACGCGAGAACGAGCUCAUGAGGGCUAAAACUGCGAGUCAACUUAACGCAUAUCCGAGAAGCUCUCCAGGGCCAAUGCUGGGUGGUAUGGGUAGUAGCAGUCAGGUACCGAGUCAGAGCCAAAGUCAAAGCCAGAUACCAUUCCAGACUGGUGGCUUCAUGAUGCCAAAAAGUCAAGUAGAGCGGGGCAAGUUUGGAGGAAAGCUAGACAAGAAGAAGAAAAAGAAGGGGAGGAUCAGUGGAUUUUGA